Xylaria bambusicola is the source of this 1574-nucleotide messenger RNA. Its product is annotated as Nse4 C-terminal-domain-containing protein. Bases 87 to 1439 code for a protein of 450 amino acids. The record is from RefSeq and is a predicted model, not a curated record. Lineage: Eukaryota; Fungi; Ascomycota; Sordariomycetes; Xylariales; Xylariaceae. Gene Ontology annotation, biological process: DNA repair. Gene Ontology annotation, cellular component: nucleus; Smc5-Smc6 complex. The transcript is spliced from 2 exons.
GAGAAUCCUCCUAUUGCUAUUCCACCUUCUUUCUGUAUGAGUCAAGUAUAUCAUACCCAGUUCCUCCCCGACUGAUAAAGUCCGCUAUGCCGUCGCGGGCUUCGUCACAUGAUCAGGAGAGCCCCAUCUCUUCACCUACAACAGCUUCUCAACACAAUAACUUGGCCAUGCGCGAUAGAAGCGAAGCCCCUGAUGGUGCAUCUAAGAGAAAGAGGGCUUUAACGAAUGGGGCUGGUCCAUCGACUUCACGCCGUCGCACACAGGAACCCGAGGUCGUCUCAGACGACGACGACGACGAUGAUGAUGAUGAUGAUGAUGACGAAUCAGACCAAUACGACCCUGACCAGCCAUUGGAAGAGAGGCGAAAGGUACAGCGAGGGUAUCGAGAUCUCCUUCGUGGUCUGCACGAGAACACAGACGAGCUCUCCAAUCCAAGAUCCUUGUUUCUUCAUGAGACCGUAGCUCGAGCGAAUCAGCUGUCACACCAUGUCAAGCAGACUGGCGAGGCCAUCAUCGAUUCAAAGUUGCUUGUCGCCGCUGCCGAUGCCUCGUAUAGGAGAGCCGCACGCUUGGCCAAUGGAAACGUUGCUCAAGGCAUCGACGUGGAUGAGUUUGUCUCCAAGUGCAUAACGUAUAUGAGACUGGGCGCAGGGAUCACGGAAGACGACGCGCCCGAGCUCACAUCGACUCAGCAACAACGGAGGCGGCCCUCGGGAAGAAAUGCCGAUGACUCUGAUGAAGAUGAGAUUGGGGACGAGGGCGACAUGAUGAAUUGGGAGCAUUUAGGGCGAUUCGCGUGCGUCCCAAACAUUCGACGACCAGCCGUGCCUGGUUUUCUUCUCGGGCCACUUUCAGUCGAAAAGAAGGUCCGAAAAGUAGUGAAGCGUAGCGCGCCUUUCAGAGCUGAUAACCUCCGAGAGACAAGGCCGGAGAUUUUGAAUGCCGAGGAUGUUCAGCGAGCCGAAAAGAACGAUUUGACAGCCAUUUGCGCCAAAAUACUUCGACGCCUACAAGAGGUUCAAGAGAGCGCGCAGACAGAAGUCGAGGCCGCCUUUGAGCAUCAUGGUGAUGAACAAGCCCAAAGGUUGAUGAAUAAGUAUGGUCUAAGGGACACAGGGGGCAUCGACUUGUUAAAAUUCGUUGUUAACCCGAAAUCAUUCGGCCAGACAGUGGAAAAUAUGUUUUAUGUUAGUUUUCUGAUACGAGAUGGAGCUGUUCAAAUCGAGUUUGAUGGAAGCGGACUUCCAUCACUACAACCUACGGCUGGCCAAGAUCCCAACGCCACAAAACGUGAUGCGCAAAGACAUCAAGCCGUAUUAUCAAUUGAUAUGCAGAUGUGGCGAGACAUUAUUGACGCCUUUGACAUCACCGAACCCAUAAUCGAACACCGGAAAGAACAGAGCACUCAGGGUCCCGGGGCACGGAGUUGGUAUAGCUGAUGUCGUUUCUUUUCGAGCCGCGAUUCGGUUCGCGCUAUCCGAACCUACCCAACUUUUUACGUUGUUCAUGAAUAUACCUUUCAUUCAACAGUACCAAAAAGGGUGAUUUGAGAGAGCAAAUUCUGUACAAUAUGC